UGGUUAUUUCCAGUGUGACGAGAGGAACUCCAGUUACAACAUGACGAAAACCACACUGAUCCUGUUCGCCGCGUGCCUACUGGGGGUCGUGAGCGCCUUCCCCCAGGGUGGCGGCGGAGGCUACAAGCAACCCGAGGGCUAUUUCCAAUACGUCAACGUCCCCGGCCACAAGGAGUACGAGUUCGGAUGGAACCGCGGCAACCCGCACCAUUACAUUUCCCGGUUCGAGCAGGCCAAGGAUCACCGCUUUCGCACAAGGGUAAAGUGGUCUGACACCCACGAAGGAUACGGCGAGCACUACUGGGAGUACAACCACGCCCCAAAGUACCCUGAUGAGCACAAGGACUCCUACAAGCCCCCGGAGCCUGUGUACCACGCCCCCGAGCCUGUGUACCACGCCCCCGCACCCUCCUACGGCCCUCCUAAGGGGUAUCCUUCUGAGAACAUCGAAGUGAUUGUUGAAGAUCCUCAGCAGUACCAGAGGGUCGAUCCUCAGCAGUACCAGUAGAGUUUCAGAGAGGGAGUUCCUGAAUACCUGAGGUUGUCUGAGACACGACCCCACUCCCCUCGCUUUCCCCUCUAUCGCCCUAUCCGUCCAAGAGAUCACGUGACCAAUAUUUCCUGAAUGUCGAAAUGAAAUCCCACUGUGAAGGUCCACCCCUCCCCCUCCCCUACUCCUACUUCUCUUGCCCCUUCUUAUUUGCCUCUCCACAAGCACCCAAAGUUCAAUCACUUUUCGUUCAGGUUAAAACGGACCAAUCACUGCUCAAUUUCAAAUACAUAUACAUACAUACAUACAUACAUAUAUAUAUAUAUAUAUAUAUAUAUAUAUAUAUAUAUAUAUAUAUAUAUAUAUAUAUAUAUAAAGUAGUUUAAAAAUACGAAGAUCUCACGUGUUGACGGAUGAGGGUGUUUGUUAUACAUGAUCUAGUCCAGUGUGGGUGAUGUUAAGGUCGCUCUUGCCACCCACCCACAGCCCGUACUGCAUGCUGUGUCGUUUCCCUUGUUUGUUGAUGGCACUGUGUCCCGCGACUUGCCUCGUUUGGAUCGAAUCGUGGGAGUUUUGUUGUAUUCAUUUUAGUAGUUAUAGAUCCUUUCUGUUUGUUAUAUACACUUUUUUCUAGUAAAAGCAUUGUAAAA
This is a messenger RNA of Penaeus monodon (black tiger shrimp), 1140 nucleotides long. RefSeq lists its product as uncharacterized. NCBI's taxonomy places the organism in Eukaryota, Metazoa, Arthropoda, Malacostraca, Decapoda, Penaeidae. The transcript is spliced from 3 exons. The coding region runs from base 41 to 508 and encodes 155 amino acids. The record is from RefSeq and is a predicted model, not a curated record.